AUGUCGCUCUCUGCACUGGUGCUGCUGCUGCUGCUCGUCUGUAGUGUCCAGGCUAAUUUUUAUGGUAUAGUGGUGAACUACUACCCAAGUGGCAAUAAUUCAACAGGAUCUUCCACUGGCAUCCUUUAUUACAAGUUGGGCUACAGCUCCUGCUUGUACAGUGUGCCCUACUACAUCAACGGUCAGCCACUUGUGCUACAAAAGGUCGAUGAGCCGAUAAGUAGAGAGUGGUGCCAAACUGAAGGAGUCAUCUCUCAGUAUUUUUCCAGCAACUCUAUGUUUUCAAUUCCGGCCUCUGGCAUAGACUGGAUUUUUGGCAUCAAAAAUGGCAUCGUAUCAUUUAAAAUUCAGGCUCUGGUGGAACUGAGGAUCCGCUCUGACAUCGGCAAAGCCAACACAUCACCACAGACCACUAUCAUACCAGCUAUCAGAGUUCCAUCAAACUGUCCAAGAAAUUUGAGCCUGUUGAUGUUUGAUCCUGAUGGAGACAUAGUGAAAUGCAGAAAUGGAGAUGCAUCACUCUCAGAGUGUAGUCCCUGCACACCACCGUCUGUUCUCAGCCUUUCACCAUCCUCUUGUACUCUGUCAUUCAGCCCCACGAACAGCAGUGAUGAAGGUUCGUAUGCGGUACAGCUGAUGAUAGAGGACUUUCCCAGACAGAACAUAACGUUGACUCAAACCAACGGGACACAAACAAUAAUAACAACCAACGACGCUAUCAGCAAAAUGCCAGUUCAGUUUGUCGUGAGAGUGGAUCCUGCAGUGUCAUCGUGCACAGAGGGACUCUUUCUACCGAUGUUCCUGCCUCCAACCCCAGCCCACAGAACCCAGCUCUACACCUACGUCAAUCAGACUCUGGCUAUCAGCAUCAAGGCACAGACAAUUAACUCCACGUAAGUAGAUCUCUAAAUAAUUAAACAGAAACUGCAGUCAUACGGACUGCCUGAUGACGUCAGUGUGCGCCUCAUAAGCAGUGUGCCACAGAUUGGCGUAACUGCAGCGUCCUCUAAUUCUACAACAUGA
Messenger RNA from Neolamprologus brichardi, 1023 nucleotides. The record is from RefSeq and is a predicted model, not a curated record. NCBI's taxonomy places the organism in Eukaryota, Metazoa, Chordata, Actinopteri, Cichliformes, Cichlidae.